This is a messenger RNA of Cajanus cajan (pigeon pea), 722 nucleotides long. The record is from RefSeq and is a predicted model, not a curated record. Lineage: Eukaryota; Viridiplantae; Streptophyta; Magnoliopsida; Fabales; Fabaceae.
AUGUCGGAAAGGAGGCUGACAUACGUUGUUUACAUGCUGGUAGGAGAGGCUAAGCAUUGGUGGAGGGGUACUCACCAUAUGCUUACUGCCAGAGGAAUAGCUAUUGACUGGGAGUGCUUCAGGAGAGUGUUCUUGGAGAAGUACUUCCCGGAGAGCGUGAGGCAUGCAAAGGAAGCUGAAUUCAUGUGGUUGCACCAAGGAGGGAUGACAGUUUCUGAGCAACCUUCUAGUGCUGCUAGUGGAGGGAGACAGGGUGGAGGUGCCACUCUUAGAUGCUAUAGGUGUGUUGGGCCCCAUUUGAUCAAGGAUUGUCCACACACGGAGAGUCGGUGUUUCAAGUGUCAACAGAUGGGCCAUGAGUCGUUCAACUGCCUUACCAGAAAUAGACCGGAGAGGGGUGCUCAGAGGAGUGAUGUACAGAGAGGUGAUGCCCAGAGGGGUGACAGACCCACUACAGCUGGUAGGGUGUUCGCCUUGACGGGUGCUGAGACUUCGACUUCUUCUAAUCUUGUGAAGGGGAAGGGCAAAGCUGCUGGUAAGGAUGUGAUGUUUUUGUUUGACUCUGGGGCUUCCCAUUCGUUUAUUUCCUAUGCAUGUGCUGUUAUGCUGGGUGUGCCUGUGUGUGAUUUGGGGUUGAGAAUACUAGUGUCGACGCUCGCUUCUACUUCGGUAAUUGCUUCUGAGCUGUGUGCUGGCUGCCCUAUUGUUGUGAAUGGGAAGAA